AUGGAAAAAAAAAACAGGUUUUCAAGUAUAAUUAAAAUUUUUACAUUUGUCCUUCUAUUUUGCACAUCCCAUUGCUAUAACCAAAAAAGUACUUAUAUUAAAUCGUUAGAAGGAAAAGUAAACUUAGAAAAUACAUUAACUAUUAGAGCUAUACGAUUAUUGUUAUCAGAAAAUAAAUUAAAAGAGAACAACUUCACAGAGAUAAAUUUAAAACAGCGUAGACAAAAUAAUGAAAAAGUUGAAACAUUAGUAGGGGAAUUAGAAAGUACGUAUGAAAAAAAUUCAGAUAAUCAAGGUAAGGUCAAUAUACUUAAAAAACUAGACGAAUACCUAGAGGAAAAAAUAUUCAAUUCUUUAACUUAUAUAUAUAGUUAUUUUAAUAAAAAUGAAAAGGCCAGAAAAAAAGAAAAUUUUAAGGGAGUACUUAAGUAUAUAAUUUUAUUGAAUCUCCCAUCUGCAUUAGUUUCUUUACUUGGAUUUCUCUUUUAUAUAGGAAAAGAUAAUACAUUAUUACUUUCCUUGGGCACUGCAGCUUGUAUUGUUAUAAAUUUACUUAUGAUGAUAUAUGUUUUUUUGAAAAAUUUAAAAUAUAAGGCUAUACAAGCAGGUUACAAAAAUCCUUCUUUUAAAGUAUAUAUUGGUUUCAUAAAAAAAAUUUUUAAAUUAUAA
This is a messenger RNA of Plasmodium malariae, 669 nucleotides long. Its product is annotated as Plasmodium exported protein, unknown function. The transcript is spliced from 2 exons. Lineage: Eukaryota; Apicomplexa; Aconoidasida; Haemosporida; Plasmodiidae. The coding region runs from base 1 to 669 and encodes 222 amino acids. The record is from RefSeq and is a predicted model, not a curated record.